AUGAGAUUCUUUUCUGUAUUGCUCAUAACUACCCUGGACGUUCACAGUGUCGAAUACGCCAAGGACUGGUUCCGCACAAAUGACAGGCUCUGGGGGGAAAUUGUGAAUAAACUUUGUGUAACGUUGCACAGAUUCCCAACGGACGAUAAACUCAGAAAACUCUGGAUUAAACGUCUGAAAGCUGUCAGUCCAAACUUUGUGUCAAGUUUGAAAAACGAUCGCCUUUGUUCUGUUCACUUCGCCAACGGCAAAUACACAAAGAAAAACCCCUUUCCGUGUGUGUUUAUCAUAAACAACAAGGAAAAGAUAUUUAAAUUAUCAAAGGUGGAAAGUUCAGAACCGGCAUACAAAUGUAAUGACGAAGACCAAGAGGCGGAGAAUGAAGAGUAUGAUGGGCCAGACUGUACGUUAACUACAAGCAGUGUAUCCGAGUAUGCUUCAAUCAAGUUCCAUGACUAUGCUGGCCAGAUUGAAUUUACUGUUCAGAAAACGCUAAAUAAAGACACACAGGCUGACAAAGUAGGAGUGUCCUUUUCUACUCAGACGGAAGGGACUAGUUCAGUUUCAGUUACUAAGUGUAGUGUUUCAACACAAACAGACUUUGAAACUCCAUUAUGUAAAUGUAUGUCAAAAACAACUUCUGAAGUUGGAGUACAAGUUAACAAACCUGACCUGACUGUGGAAGACAUUAAAAGUAAUGAGAUGUGUAUGUUUUACACAGGUCUACCUAUUGUGGAAACUUUUCAUUUACUUUUUGAUGAAAGGGAUGAUGUAGAGAGUCACACAAAUAGAUGCGAAAAUGGAGAAAACAAGGGCCGGCCAAGAGCGCUACGACUUAUUGAUGAUUUUUUUUUAGUUUUGAUGCGUUUAAGAUUUGGGCUUCUUCUUGAAGACUUAGCAAGGAGAUUCCAUGUGUCGAAAUCAACAUAUUCAAACAUAACAAACCAGUGGAUUUCAUACAUGAGUGUGAAACUGUCAACAUUAGUUGCUUGGCCAUCCAGAAAGACAUUAAAAGUUACAAUGCCACAGAAGUUCAAACGGAAAUACCCGAACUGCCGCAUAAUCAUUGACUGCACUGAGUUCUACACAGAAACACCACAAUCACUUGCUAACAAAUCAAUGAUGUACUCACACUACAAGUCACAUAUGACUUGGAAGGCACUUUUAGGAAUAAGUCCAUCUGGAAUUAUAACUUUCGUUUCGGACAUAUGGAGUGGAACAUUAGCGAUAAACAGUUGA
Mya arenaria is the source of this 1239-nucleotide messenger RNA. RefSeq lists its product as uncharacterized. The record is from RefSeq and is a predicted model, not a curated record. Bases 1 to 1239 code for a protein of 412 amino acids. NCBI's taxonomy places the organism in Eukaryota, Metazoa, Mollusca, Bivalvia, Myida, Myidae. The transcript has 3 exons.